Messenger RNA from Cladophialophora yegresii CBS 114405, 1026 nucleotides. RefSeq lists its product as uncharacterized. Gene Ontology annotation, cellular component: mRNA cleavage and polyadenylation specificity factor complex. The transcript is spliced from 2 exons. The record is from RefSeq and is a predicted model, not a curated record. Gene Ontology annotation, molecular function: RNA binding. Lineage: Eukaryota; Fungi; Ascomycota; Eurotiomycetes; Chaetothyriales; Herpotrichiellaceae. The coding region runs from base 1 to 1026 and encodes 341 amino acids.
AUGGACUCGGACGAAGACGACAUCUACCCGGACAACGAUGACGUCUACGGAACAGGUCUUAAACAGCAGGGUGAGGUGACCAUGGGCGACGUCGACGACGGCGAGGAGGAAGGUGAAGAAGUAGAGGAAGAUGACGAUGACGACGUCGACUUCAUCAUUGACGCCAAAGACGAACCCUCCAAACCCGCCGCCGACUCGACAUCACAACCCAAACGCCCACCAGGGUCGUCCCAGACACCAGCACCAGCGACAGACCCUCGCAAGGCCUCAAUAACACCCUCUCCUGCCAUCAAACGCGAACGAGAAACACCUCUGGACACGCGCCUCGACUCACUACCUCCGAACGACCGCGACCGGCCCGGGACGGAUUAUCCAGCCCGACAUACCUCCAAGCUCGACCCCAACGGCAACCCCGUGCACCCAGCCACGGGCAAACCCAUCUUAUCCACGGACUUCGAUGUCGACUUCCCCUCCGAGUCAUCAAAGCCCUGGCGCAAGCCGGGCGCGGAUAUCACGGACUACUUCAACUACGGGUUCGACGAGUUCACCUGGGCAAGCUACUGCCUGAAACAACAGCAGAUGCCCAAAGAAGUCAAGGAAAUCACACAACACGCAGAGCAAAUGAAGGCGUUCGUCGAAGGCAUUCCCGGCGGCGGAGGAGGAGGUAUGCCAGGCAUGCCGCCGAUGCCAAGUGGCCCCAGUGGAGGCCCAGGAGGCCCAGGAGACAUGAGCGGCGCAAUGCCAGGGAUGCCCAGUGAAGCACAGAUGCAGCAGAUGUUUGCCGCCAUGGCUUCACAGGGCCUUGACCCGGGCAGUAUGGAUCCUGGUCAAUUCAUGCAGUUCAUGGCUGGGCCUGGGGCGGCUAUGAUGGGUGGUGCGCCACAGCCUCCAACGGGACCUGCCGCGGGCUUUGCUGGACCUGGUGGCGGAGGAGGGAGUGGGUUCGAUCAGGGUGGUGGACCUGGCGGUGGUGGCGGCGGCUUUGGCGGCAGAGGGCGAGGAAAGGGCGGGAGGCGGAAUUGGUAG